Rhinichthys klamathensis goyatoka is the source of this 3647-nucleotide messenger RNA. It is a transcript of the gene git2b, whose product is annotated as G protein-coupled receptor kinase interacting ArfGAP 2b. The transcript has 20 exons. Bases 146 to 2362 code for a protein of 738 amino acids. Gene Ontology annotation, molecular function: protein binding; GTPase activator activity. Lineage: Eukaryota; Metazoa; Chordata; Actinopteri; Cypriniformes; Leuciscidae. Gene Ontology annotation, biological process: brain development; regulation of ARF protein signal transduction. The record is from RefSeq and is a predicted model, not a curated record.
UGCUGAUCUCCUCCUCUUCCAGGAAGUAAAAAAAGGCGUCAAAUAAGGAGGAACAAGGGAAAACACGUCCUCCCCACAUCUGUCUCUCUCCCUCAUUAAUGUGUUAAGCACAUUAAUGUUUUAGAUUGUCGUGUAAAGCAGCUGUAUGAUGUCCAUUAGAGCGCGAAACAGAGAGGUCUGCGCAGACUGCAGCUCGACCGAUCCUCGUUGGGCCUCGAUCAAUCGAGGAGUUCUGAUCUGCGAUGAAUGCUGCAGUAUUCACCGAGGUCUGGGCCGCCACAGCUCUCAGGUCCGGCACCUGACCCAAACUUUGUGGCCCUCCUCACAGCUACAGAUGGUGAAGUCCCUGUACAAUAAUGGAGCAAAUUCAAUCUGGGAACACAGCCUUCUGGAUCCAUCUUCCAUCAUGAGUGGAAAACGCAAAGCCAAUCCUCAGGACAAAGUCCACCCUAACAAAACAGAUUUCAUAAAGGCUAAAUAUCAAAUGUUGGCGUUUGUUCAUCGAAUGCCAUGUAGAGAAGAUGAUAGUGUCACUGCCAAAGACCUCAGCAAGCAACUUCACUCUAGUGUGAGAACCGGCAAUUUGGAAACGUGUCUGAGGCUGUUGUCGCUGGGAGCACAGGCUAACUUCUUCCAUCCAGAGAAAGGAAAUACUCCAUUACAUGUGGCAGCUAAAGCAGGCCAGCUGCUACAGGCAGAGCUGCUUACUGUUUAUGGAGCCGAUCCCGGAGCACAAGACAGUUCUGGGAAGACUCCUGUUGACUACGCCAGGCAGGCAGGACACCAGGAACUCACAGACAGACUGGUGGAGAUCCAGUUUGAGCUGACAGACAGACUAGCAUUCUAUCUGUGCGGAAGAAAGCCAGAUCAUAAAAGCGGGCAACACUUUAUAAUUCCUCAGAUAGCAGACAGCAGUCUUGACUUGUCAGAACUGGCCAAAGCAGCAAAGAAGAAGCUUCAGUCUCUCAGUAAUCAUCAGUUUGAAGAACUAGCCAUGGAUGUGUACGAUGAAGUUGACAGAAGGGAAACGGAUGCAGUCUGGCUUGCCACGCAGAACCACAGCACCUUGGUAACUGACACCACGGUGGUACCUUUCCUCCCUGUCAACCCUGAAUAUUCUUCCACUAGGAAUCAGGGGCGCCAGAAACUCGCAAGGUUCAAUGCACAUGAGUUUGCCACACUGGUUAUUGAUAUUUUAACUGAUGCCAAACGCCGUCAGCAAGGAAAUUCUCCUGAUAAUGUCAAAGAUAAUGUGGAGUUAAUUCUGAAGGACAUUGGGAACCGUCAUGGCAGUGAAAGUCCUGAGAUGGACCAGCCUGAUUAUGACAGUGUAGCAUCAGAUGAGGAUACUGAGCAAGAACCAACAUCUGGAAAAGACGAGAGGACCAAGAGCUCAGAGUCCUCAGACUUGUCGGACAGCCCGAUCACCGUUCAGGAGUUCAUGGAAGUGAAAAGUGCCCUCAAUGCCUCUGAAGCAAAGAUCCAGCAGCUCCUCAAGGUCAACUGCCAUCUUAGUGAGGAGUUGAGACUCAUGCAAAGCAAGUUAAACUCCCUCCAGAAUGAGAACAGCACUCUGAAAUGGCAAACUCCAAACAGUUUGGCAAGGUCGCAGGACCUCCCGCAGAGGGCACCCCCACGCGGCUGUAGGGCCAUGUCGAUGUACGAGACUGGUUCAGGUCCGAGGCAGUACCACCCUAGAGGAGAGACCGUCCACCCUGACACAACUCUGACUCUUCAACCACUGCCAUCUAAUAUUGGGAAGGGUCCCUCGGUGACUGCCUUCUCCUCCCUUCCCACGUUCCCCUCAACUCUGUCCUGGUCCUGGGAUGAGAUAACCAAAAGGGGAUCCACCUUGGAUGCCCAGAGCGGCAUGCCAGAAAGUGACUAUGAAAAUGCACUGAACCACAUUGAGAUGGAUGAAUCCGGGUCAACACUGAGUAACUUCUCCAGGGCGAGUGGUUGGCUGGGUGACGGUACAGUGCCACAAUCAGAAAACCUGUCUGAGAGCGAGUGUGAUUCGACUCUACCGUGCACAGAGGACGUCAUCAGCAAAACAGAGCUGAUCACUAAGAACAUCCAGGAAUUACUCAGAGCUGCACAGGAAAAUAAACAUGAGGGUUUUGUCCUGUGUUCGGAGAGAAUUCUUGUAGCAGUGACAGAAAUGGCUACAUUAUUCCCUAAGAGGCCGUCCUCCGAGACCGUUCGCGGAUCCUUACGGCUCUUGACCUCCAGUGCCAGCCGUCUGCAGGGCGAAUGUCAAAAGGUCACACCGCACGAUUCCCAGCAAGUUAUUCAGUGUGCCUACGACAUUGCCAAGGCGGCCAAACAGCUAGUUACUGUGACUACCAAAGACAGUAACUGAGUUACAGUACGAGUAGCUGAGCGCCUUUCACCAUGUACACUUUGCUAUUAUCUUGUCCAGUAUUAUUGAUCAAAGUUUUUUUUUUUUUUUUUUACGUUUACUCUAACAUAACUUUCGGGGCACUAAGCCUUGAUAAUCAGCAGCCUGAUUUGUAUUAUUUUUUUCCUAGCUUUACUGUGCCGUUUUAUAAUGUAAACUAAAAUUUGUUUUGCUUCCCUUGGUGCUAAUUAAGUGAUUUGUCAUAUCUGUAUUGCUUGUUUGUGGAUAAACAGAACAUGGCCUUUACUCAUUUCCUACCUGCACAUUUCAAAUAUACCAUGUACGAAGUUUAAGUGAGACACAACUGAAAAUCAUAAAUGGCUAUUAUUGCUGAAAUUCAGCUGGCGUAGUAAGUAUUUCUGUCUUGAAAACCAGCUCACUCAAAAUGUGACCGUGAUGUAGAUGUCAGGACACACAAUGCCUCAUUUCUUGUGCAAUAAAUACCUUUAGUCUUGCUGCAAAAUCCUACCUUACCCGUCCUGGUGUUGCCAUUGUAUUAAGUAAUUCAGAGUGUAUAGUCUUAUUAUGGAGUGCUUUAGUAUGUGAGCUGUUAUACCUCAUUUGUGUGUAUGCUUGGGUGUCUUAAAUAUAGUCCCUCACACAUGCAGACACAUCACCCUCUGCUUAUGAUUUUAAAAUGUCAUGUUUAUUUUCGCCAUAAAUAGUUUUCAUUCAUUUGUGCCUAAUCGUUAUCCAGUUCAAAUUAUUGUCCCUUUGAAUUUCUUUCAAGAUGCAGUCUUUGCAGCUUAAUCCCAGGCAUGUUUGCACGUUUUCAUUCGUCCAGGGCAUCAGAAUGUCAGCGUUUAUUCAUAGGCAACUGUAAAACGAAAUCCUUUUACUAUGAAUUCACUUUGUCUGAUGUUUUAGGGAUGCUCUUGUGUGUCCAAAGGAUGUGUUCCUGUGCUGCCUUGUCAGAAAUACUACAAAUAACACACACAAUUGCCUAACGGCCACCAGCUGCUGUGUUAGUGAUUCCGGUAUUAUGUGGUAUCGCUUUGUAUUAUUCAGUACAUCAUUAUAUUUAUAUACAAGUUAUAUAUGUAAGCUGCUGGUUGUCAGUUAUGUAUGCAACUAAUCUGGUGCGAGUUUGUCCUAUUUCCUGCUCCAGUAGCUGGUGGAUGUGUACACAUGCACUUACCUACUCAAUUUGGAAGGACACAUCGGCCUUCAUAUGGGAUAUGCAUCAUGCAGUUGAUGCUGCUUCACAGUCUUGUUACUAAAUAUAAUAAAUUUUAAUUGUACUCAA